GAGCUUUGCACAGCAGCCUUUCCCUUGCCAGUUACAUUCAAAACAGCAAGCUUUUUUUUUUUUUUUUUUCAAUACAAAUUGGUGGGGGUGGGGAGAGAAAAAAGGAACUGGGAAAAGAAGGAGAAGGGAAGUUAAACCUUCCCUCCCUCCCUGUCUUCCUCAGAAAACCAAACAUGGCAUCUUCCAUGAGGAGCUUGUUUUCAGAUCACAGCAGAUACGUUGAAUCUUUUCGGAGGUUUCUCAACAAUUCCACGGAACACCAGUGCAUGCAGGAAUUCCUGGACAAGAAGCUGCCAGGCAUAAUAGCAAGGAUUGGAGACAAAAAAUCAGAAAUUAAGAUUCUAAGCAUUGGUGGAGGUGCAGGUGAAAUUGAUCUUCAAAUUCUCUCCAAAGUGCAGGAUCAAUUCCCAGGAGUUCCUAUUAACAAUGAAGUUGUUGAACCAAGUGCUGAACAAAUUGCCAAGUACAAAGAGUUUGUAGCCAAGUCAUCAAACCUUGAGAACAUAAAGUUUGCUUGGCAUAAGGAGACAUCAUCUGAAUAUCAAAAUAGAGUGAUGGAGAAUAAAGAACUUCAGAAGUGGGACUUUAUUCAUAUGAUUCAGAUGCUGUAUUAUGUAAAAGACAUCCCAGCUACCCUGAAGUUCUUCCACAGCCUCUUAGCUCCCAGUGCUAAGAUUCUUAUUGUUCUUGUGUCAGGAACCAGUGCCUGGGACAAGCUAUGGAGAAAAUAUGGAUCCCGCCUACCCCGGGAUGACCUCUGCCAGUACAUCACAUCCACGGAUGUCACUCAGAUGCUAGACAAGUUGGAGAUUAAGUAUGAGUGUUAUGACCUUCUGUCCACCAUGGAUAUAUCUGACUGUUUUAUUGAUGGCAAUGAAAAUGGAGACCUGCUUUGGGAUUUUUUGACAGAAACCUGCAACUUUAGUACCACAGCCCCACCUGAUCUCAAAGCAGAAAUUGUAAAAGAUCUGCAAGAGCCUCAAUUCAGUGUAAAGAAAGAUGGAAAGGUUCUAUUUAAUAACAGUCUGAGUUUCAUAGUGGUUGAGGCAUAAAUAUCAAUCAUGAGAGGAAUGUAUUCAAAAAUUAUAUUUUAAAUACCGUGGAUCAUUUAUGUCUGUAUUAAGAUUAAAAAUACAUCUCAUAAUGUAAAUAGAGCAUUGUCUCAAAUGUAAAAUCUAGAAAAUCCCAAGACAUUCUUGGACUUCCACGUACACCAUAUAUGAAAUUGCUGGCCUUAUCCUAUAUCUUCUCCAGUAAAGAGACUACCUGCAGGCUAAAUACCACAAAUGCUGGAAAAAUGAGACAACUAAAUUUUACUGGCUUGUUGACAAUAAAAUCCUUUCCAUUUAUUAAUUGUACUGGAAUUUCCUAGAACAUCAAUAAAGUAUAUACUAUGGAUUCUUUAAAUAAUAGUAAAGUAGAUGCUUAUUGAUACUUUGAACACUAAAAAAAGUAUGUUUAUUGAUUUUUUCCCCUUUUUUGAAGUAUUUGCCUUUGUACAUCCAACUAUUAUAACUUCUAUUUUAUUUUUAUUGAUUACUAAAACAGUAAGAUUUCAGGGGAUUUUCUAAAACUUAUUUGAUUUUCUUUAUUUUAAUUUUAAUUAUAAACACCCAUGACCUUUAUAAAAUAGUAUAUCUCUUUAUAUAAGUAAAUAAUUGAUUUUAUAAUAAAUAAAUAAAUAAAUUUUUAAAGUGAGUAAGUUAACUAUUACUCCCUGUUAGAAACAAAACAAUAAUGUUUUACUAAAACACUCAUGAACUCUCAUUCUCCCAGGAUUGAAGCCAUUUAACACAAUACGAUAGUCUCUCUCUUUCACAGUACAGAGCUACCACUUAAUGCUGCAGAUAGUCACUUUAAAGAGUUAACGUCCCUCCCUAAUCUCUUAGCUGAGGCCCAGGAGAACACUGCAGUAUGGAGCCUAUUUGCAUUAAAAAAAAUGACUACACUUUGUUGUUCAUAAUAAGUAAAACUGUCUUGCAUUGCCCUCUUUUCUUGGACAACUUCAUCAAUGUUUUUUGAAUUAUAAGUUCCAACAAAUGAAACGACAGUUAUCCAAUCAGAUUCUUAAAUAUGAACCCUGAACCAUUAAUCAUACUGAUAUGUACUACUUACAGAGGAAAUCCAUGAAGCACACAUGAUUAAUUAAUAGGGACCAUGGUGACCUUGAACAAUUUUGCCAAACUGAUGGAAAUCAAGGCUCUACAGAGAAAAUUAUGGCCUUUUCUAAAAAGUGCAAAUGCAACAUGAAACAAGACUAGAACUAACAUGCUACUUGAAGAUAGAAAAGAAUAGCAGCCCAUAGAUGGAUAUUUGUAAAUAUGACCUUUUCCUCAUCCCUAUACAGCCCUUACUGUAAAAUACAAGGAUAGCUCUGGCUGGUGUGGCUCAGUUGGUUGGUCAUUAUCCUGUGCAUGGAAAGUUUGUUGAUUGGAUUCUGGGUCAGGGCACAUGCCGUGGUUGUAGGCUUAAUCCCCAGUGGGAGGAGGCGUAUAAGAGGUAGCCAAUCGAUCUUUCACUCUCUCAUUAAUGUUUCUCUCUCUCUCUCUUUCUUGCUC
Molecule: messenger RNA, 2558 nt
Organism: Myotis daubentonii (Daubenton's bat)
Lineage: Eukaryota; Metazoa; Chordata; Mammalia; Chiroptera; Vespertilionidae
Gene: HNMT
Product: histamine N-methyltransferase
Molecular function (GO): N-methyltransferase activity
Source: RefSeq, a predicted model, not a curated record